Molecule: messenger RNA, 888 nt
Organism: Pseudogymnoascus verrucosus
Lineage: Eukaryota; Fungi; Ascomycota; Leotiomycetes; Thelebolales; Thelebolaceae
Exons: 4
Coding region: 1-888 (295 amino acids)
Molecular function (GO): oxidoreductase activity
Source: RefSeq, a predicted model, not a curated record
AUGGCCAGCGCUGCAGUCCAACAACCCCUCGCCCCCACCCUCGACCAAGUCAUCGAACCUCUCGCCCAGAAAACGAAGGUUCCUAAACAUGACGUCGCCACAGAGUUAAACUACUACCAAGACCCCGGUGAUGGAUCUCCACCAGUCCCCUACUACGUCGGACAACCAAACACCUAUGAGCGCCCCACAGUAGCUCAAAAGGUGGUUAUCCACGAUAUCACGGGGGAUGAGGGGGAAUACACACUUGAUAGCCAUGGGUUCCAGUAUACCAAGCAUGAGAGUAGGGAGAAGGAAUUUUUGGAUGAGGAGAAGAUUAAAGCGGAGUAUUAUCCUGAGGUGGAACAGCUUUUGAAAGAUGUCACGGGCGCAACACGCAUCUUCAUAUUCGACCACACCAUCCGCCGCUCCCCUGCCGAUUCCCGCGAUGGGACGACACAGCUCCGUGGCCCAGGGAAGAGGGUUCACAUUGAUCAGACUUACCAAGCGUCUGAGAAUCGCGUAAAGUAUCAUCUCCCCGAGGAGGCGGAUGAGCUGCUCAAGAAGAGGUUUCAGAUUAUUAAUGUUUGGCGCCCAAUAAAACCCAUCCUCCGCGACCCCCUCGCGCUGGCUUCCGCCCCUACUGUCCCAGAAAGCGACCUCAUACCCGUGUCCCUCAUCUACCCCGACCGCACCGGGGAAACCUACACGGUCCGCCCCAACCCGGAUCAUAAGUGGUACUUCAAGUACGCGCAGCGCCCGGAUGAGCCGCUGUUUAUCAAGUGUUUUGAUUCGCUGGUGGAUGGGAGGGCGAGGAGGGUGCCGCAUUCGGCGUUUGAGGAUGCGGAGUAUGCGGAGGGGGAGACGAGGGAGAGUAUUGAGGUGCGGACGUUGGUGUUUUAUGAUUAUUAG